UUUCCGUAGUCUAUAGAGCGGUCAGUAAACAUGCUGCUAAAAAUAAAAGCAUGUCCUUUCUGAAUUCGAAUUAACCAUUUAAUUUAACCAGCCAUUAAUGACUUAAAAUUCAGACUAUACUGUAUUUGUCUUGCUUUUAGCGAUUUCUAUGCCGAAAAACGAGGUGAGUUGACAAUCUCAAAUCAACUUUAGCUAGUUUAAAUUACCGUCUGUAGAGCCGCACAAUGCUUGCAGUGUUGUCGAGAGUUAAAAGAGCUUGCUGGCACUCCUCGGAGAUACUUUCAAGAUGCACUUUUAUACAAGAGGUCCCAAAGGACGAACUGGGCCUUUUCUGUCCUGUAUCAGCGCUUUGGAGGCGUUCAGGAGGUGUCAGAAAUGUCAGUAUCUCCUUAACGCUUUACGCGAAAGUCAAAGGAAACCAAAAGAAGAGAGAGAUGUCUGAAAAGAAGCUGACCCGUCACUUUGUGGACCACCGACGUGUGAAACUGGUAGCAGGAUCGGGCGGUAAAGGUGCCUGCAGCUUUAACAGUGAGCCAAGAAAAGAGUGGGGUGGUCCUGAUGGAGGGAAUGGAGGGGAUGGAGGAAGCAUCGUUAUAAAGGCUGACAGGUUUGUCAAAUCACUGGCACAAGUGCUUCCUGUUUACAAAGGAGAGGAUGGCCAAUCAGGGAGCAGAAAGAAUUGUUAUGGACGGAAUGGCAGCACAACCUACAUUUCUGUACCAUUAGGAACUAUAGUGAAGGAACAGGGUAAAACCAUACUGGACAUUGAUAAGCAUGGUCAGGAGUAUUUGGCUGUAUUUGGAGGGGCUGGAGGGAAGGGGAACCGAUUCUUUUUAUCGAAUGAGAACCGUGCCCCAAUGACUGCAACCCCGGGUGUGACAGGCCAGGAGCGGGUCCUCCAGCUGGAGCUGCACACUAUGGCCCAUGCAGGACUGGUUGGCUUCCCAAAUUCUGGGAAAUCCUCACUGUUGAGAGCUAUCUCCAAUGCCAGGCCUGCUGUGGCUGCUUACCCUUUUACAACACUUAACCCACAUGUAGGAAUUGUCAAGUACAGAGAUCACGAGCAAGUUGCAGUUGCUGACAUCCCAGGGAUCAUUCGAGGAGCCCAUCUAAACCGAGGCUUGGGUAUCUCCUUCCUGCGCCACAUAGAGCGCUGUCGUUUCCUCCUCUUCGUUUUGGAUCUGUCAACAUCGGAGCCCUGGACCCAGCUUCAGCACUUGCGUUAUGAACUGGACAAGUAUGAACCUGGUUUGUCCCAGCGGCCCCAGGUUAUUGUAGCCAAUAAAAUGGACCUACCUGAAGCACGGGAGAAGCUUGGGACUCUGAGGAGCCAUGUCACCCAGAGGGUAAUACCCGUGUCUGCUCUCACUGGACAAAACACAGAGGAACUAAUCCUCCACCUGAGAGAAUUGUACGAUGGCUACCUCCAAGAAGAAGGUAGUGGGGAUGGCAAACCUACAAGGUGGUAGGAAAUAUAUUUAUAUUAAAGCACUGGAUGGGUUGAUUGUAAUUAAAUUGCUUAAUAAACAUAUUUUAUAUAUAAAAAGGAAAA
Messenger RNA from Melanotaenia boesemani (Boeseman's rainbowfish), 1552 nucleotides. It is a transcript of the gene mtg2, whose product is annotated as mitochondrial ribosome-associated GTPase 2. Gene Ontology annotation, cellular component: mitochondrion. Bases 225 to 1469 code for a protein of 414 amino acids. Lineage: Eukaryota; Metazoa; Chordata; Actinopteri; Atheriniformes; Melanotaeniidae. The transcript has 6 exons. Gene Ontology annotation, molecular function: GTP binding; GTPase activity; magnesium ion binding. The record is from RefSeq and is a predicted model, not a curated record.